AUGAUGCGCUCCCGUAUUCCAAAUCCCUACUUUGAACCGCUGAAGGGUAGGCCGGCCCUACUGGAUGACCUGAUUGACCGCAUAAACGCCUACGGCAACUACGUGGGUCGUCUGGUUCGUCGCCGAGUGCAGCGCUCAAUGGCCAAGUGUGGUUUCCGCGAACGAUUUCCCCCUUUCAAGUACGUACUACCUUCGCCCUCCCCCUUCCUUCGCUUUUGUUUACCUCAUUUUUCCCAGUCUUUUUUGGGAAAAGGAUAG
Molecule: messenger RNA, 258 nt
Organism: Dibothriocephalus latus
Lineage: Eukaryota; Metazoa; Platyhelminthes; Cestoda; Diphyllobothriidea; Diphyllobothriidae
Source: the annotation of a GenBank genome assembly